AAUGAUUUUCCAGUGGCAAGCUCUAGCUGAUGCUGCAAAAGCUAAAUCAUGCUAUUGGAAAUUUGUUUUGCUGGAAUUGUCUGUCCUACGAGCUGAACUCUUGUCAGAUAAACUUGGAGCAAUGAGUUUAGAAAUUGAGGUUCAUUUAGAGGAAGCAGCUGAGCUUGUCAAUGAAGCUGAACCAAAGAACCCAAGCUACUACAGCAAUUAUAAAGUUCGUUAUUUGGCAAAGAGGCAACAGGAUGGUUCUUGGAAGUUCUGUGAAGGUGAAAUACAAGUACCAGCUUAGUAGACUCAUUCUUUUGUAAGGAAUAGAGAAUUUUAGGUCAUUUGGUCUCUCCAAACUUGUUGCAUCAUUGAUCUUCAUCCACCAAGUGUAUUAGUCAAUUAAUCAUCUACUUUAUAUUUGUUAUAUCAACAAUAUCAUUAAUAUAGUUAAUCUUAUUGAUACACUUUAUUUAGAUAUACUUUAUUUAGAGUGUAUCAUUGAUAAUAUAUAAUUUGAUUGGUUAAUGAAUUCACAUAUUCAUGAAA
This is a messenger RNA of Cucurbita pepo subsp. pepo (vegetable marrow), 534 nucleotides long. NCBI's taxonomy places the organism in Eukaryota, Viridiplantae, Streptophyta, Magnoliopsida, Cucurbitales, Cucurbitaceae. The record is from RefSeq and is a predicted model, not a curated record.